Diachasma alloeum is the source of this 411-nucleotide messenger RNA. RefSeq names its product larval cuticle protein A2B-like. NCBI's taxonomy places the organism in Eukaryota, Metazoa, Arthropoda, Insecta, Hymenoptera, Braconidae. Gene Ontology annotation, cellular component: extracellular matrix. The transcript has 2 exons. The record is from RefSeq and is a predicted model, not a curated record. Bases 1 to 411 code for a protein of 136 amino acids.
AUGAUUGCUAAGUUCAUCCUUGUCAUCGGAUUCUCCGCGGCCGUCUCGGGGGGUUUACUGCCCGCCGCGCCUCUAGCCCUGGCACCAGCGGUUCCCGUGGCCCCAGUAUUGAACCCCGUCCACGAAUACGAUCCCCACCCACAGUACACCUACGCCUACGACGUUCAAGACGCAUUAACCGGCGAUUCCAAAUCGCAACACGAAACGAGAAAUGGGGAUGUCGUCAGCGGAAGUUACAGCCUCAUCGAAGCCGAUGGAACGAGACGAAUCGUCGAGUACACAGCCGACCCCAUCAACGGCUUCAACGCCGUCGUCCAUCGAGAGCCCGCGGUCGUUAAAGCUGUAGUGCCCGCCGUUCCGCAUGCCGUUGCACCCCUCGCGCCCGCUCCUGCUCUCGGUUUCAGAUUUUGA